Messenger RNA from Elaeis guineensis (African oil palm), 1291 nucleotides. RefSeq names its product single-stranded DNA-binding protein WHY1, chloroplastic. NCBI's taxonomy places the organism in Eukaryota, Viridiplantae, Streptophyta, Magnoliopsida, Arecales, Arecaceae. Gene Ontology annotation, molecular function: single-stranded DNA binding. The record is from RefSeq and is a predicted model, not a curated record. Gene Ontology annotation, biological process: regulation of DNA-templated transcription; defense response.
CUCCGCCCGAAACGAGGGAACAAGAAAGGUAGAACCCUCCCGAAUCCCUCGGGUCGCUCUAGUGGUGCAGAUUAGAAGCAAGCAAUGCCGCUACGCGGGUCCUCUCUCGUCUCUCUCCAGAACUCUCCCUCUCCUCAUCCUCUCCUCCCCUCGAAUUCCUUCAAGAAUGUGCUCUCUCCUGGAACCCUGGCUCCCAAUAGGAAGAAGCUCUCAGUCUCCUGCCGUCGCUCCGACUACUUCGACCAGCAGAGGUUCGCGUCCCCGACGCCCCGGGACUCCUCUUUCGCUUCUCAGCCCCCCGGAGGUCCCGCAGUUCAAUCUUCUAGGGUUUUCGUGGGGUACUCCAUCUACAAAGGGAAGGCCGCCCUCACCGUGGAACCGAAAGCUCCCGAGUUCACCCCAUUGGAUUCUGGGGCGUUUAAGCUUUCAAAGGAAGGGUUCAUUCUCCUUCAGUUUGCUCCUGCAGCAGCAGCCCGGCAGUAUGACUGGAACAGGAAGCAGGUUUUCUCUUUAUCUGUACCUGAGAUUGGCACUUUACUGGCUCUUGGUGGAAAGGACUCAUGCGAGUUUUUUCAUGAUCCAUUUAAGGGAAGAAGUGAAGAAGGCAAGAUCCGGAAGGUUUUUAAAGCAGAACCUCUUCCAGAUGGCAGUGGCCACUUUUUUAAUCUUAGUGUUCAGAAUCGCCUCCUGAAUGUGGAUGAAAGCAUUUACAUUCCUAUCACUAAAGCAGAGUUUGCAAUUCUAAAUUCAGCUUUUAAUUUUAUCUUACCAUACCUUCUGGGUUGGCAUGCUUUUGCAAAUGCCAUCAAACCAGAGGACUCCAUUCGUUCAAACAAUAUGACUGCGCGAUCCGGAGCUGAAUUGGAAUGGGGCAGGUGAAGAAUGUGGCACGAAGAGAUGCAUGACAGAUGUUCCCUUUCAAGUCCAUUUCUUCGAGGAAGAAACUUUUGUAUUCCUUCAUGAACGAAAUUUCUAAUUGAUGGCAUUCUUUAUAGGCGUCCACUUCAAGAAGUCUUUGCCUGAUCACCUGUGUCAACGAUAAUCCUCAACUCAUAGUCCAGAGUAGUCUGGCAUCAUAGUAAUUUGCUUAUCCAAGCUCUGUUUGUUUAAUCUUGUGUUUGAUGGCUCUGGAUCUGAGCAAGCUAUGGCCAGAUCGCCAUGAGCCUCUUAAGGUCAUUGUUAUAAAAAUUGUAUCUUGGUCUACUCCUUGAUGGAGUUGCUGUGUCUCCAAGAUAAUGCAGCACUGUUUUGAAAAAUUGUUAGUAAAUCGCUCUUUCUUAAAAUUUGGAAA